Fundulus heteroclitus (mummichog) is the source of this 1876-nucleotide messenger RNA. RefSeq names its product alkB homolog 2, alpha-ketoglutarate dependent dioxygenase (gene alkbh2). Gene Ontology annotation, biological process: DNA repair. The transcript is spliced from 4 exons. The record is from RefSeq and is a predicted model, not a curated record. Bases 161 to 958 code for a protein of 265 amino acids. Lineage: Eukaryota; Metazoa; Chordata; Actinopteri; Cyprinodontiformes; Fundulidae.
GAGUUAAUCGUCUUCUGUCCAAUCAUUCUUGUUGCAAACACUUUGGCGGCGAGCAGCGAAAAGCAGAGAGACGCUGGACUGUCCGAAGAGCGCACGACUCCUAAAACUAACGUUAUCAGCGAGGAGAAAUUUGUCCAUCAGUGUGUCAUCUACUACAGAAAUGGACCAGUUUGUGCUUCAGGGACAGAAUAAACGCCUGUGCAGCGAUGAUGUAAAACGAAGAAGUCCCAGGAAAAAAAAGGUUAAGGUGGAGAAACACAAGAGCGUAAAGGAGGAGGACAAGGAGUCAUCUUUUGAGGAGUUCUCUCAUCCUAUCCCCUGGCAAAAAAUAGAAGCGGAGGGACUGGACUGCGAUUAUGCUUUGCUCUUCUUAAAAGAGGAGGCAGACGAGCUUUUCAGGCAGCUGGAGGAGGAGGUGGUGUACUCAACAGGAGAGGAAGCAAAGGUCCAGGUGUUUGGAAAGGUGUAUAAUAUACCGAGGAAACAGGCGACCUAUGGGAACCCGGGUCUCACUUACACUUAUUCCGGAGUGAGACGACAGGCUUGCCCCUGGACUCCGACCUUGGAGUAUAUCCGAAACGCGGUCACAGACGCAACCGGCCAGAAGUUCAACUUUGUCUUGAUCAACAGGUACAAAGACGGACAGGAUCACAUGGGCGAGCAUCGGGACGACGAGAAGGAGCUGGACCCUUCCUGUCCCAUCGCCUCCGUGUCUUUAGGCGCAGCUCGAGAUUUCGUCUUUAGACACAGAGAUGCUCGAGGCAAACGGAGCAGCCGGCAGAUUGAUCCUGUGAAGCUGGAGCUCGCUCACGGAAGCCUGCUCCUCAUGAACCCUCCGACCAAUACCUUCUGGUACCACAGCCUUCCUGUUCGGAAAAAGGUCGUCUCGCCUCGCAUCAAUCUCACCUUCAGACGCAUCUUGGUGGACAUCAGAAAAACAAUCAAAGAGGACCUCUAACACCAAAGACCUUGCUUAGAGACCACAUUCUCAACCAAAUCCUCCCUAAUCAAACUCUGGCUUUUGUGAAAGGACAAACUUAUUCCUCCAGUAAAUAUAGAUUUAAAGGUACUGUGCAAACAUUUCUGGUAAAUCUGUUCAAUGUACUUUAGAUAUAGCCUGUCCCUUUGAAAACAACGUGCCAUGGUUAGCGAUUCACUUUGUUUUGCUGUCGCAAAGAAAUAUUUAAAGAUAAAAUGUGCCCUCCUACAAAGCCUUUCCCACCCACAUGCCUCUGGUGACAUCACCAAAGGUAAAAAAAAAUAAUAUUUUUUUCUCCUAUUUAUCUACAUUUUGAAUCCAAUGCUUGUCCACCAUUGUGUUAACUAAAGCCAGCUGACAAACUUGAUUCUUGUGCUUCUUGUGAUGUCAUCAACCUAAACUUACACAGAGCAGAAUUAGUUUUUUUUGUGCACUUUGAAAAAAAAAAUUUUUUUACAUUUUGUAACAUCCGAUUGUUGAAAUCUAAACUCUUCUACCCAGCUGUGGCCUUACUGUCAGUCUAUAUUUGUAAGUGAAAAAAAAAAAUUCUGUUGGCUUGAAUUAAUAAACUAUUGAACCUGUUGACAAAAAUGACUUUGUAGUUCUCAAUAACAUAGAUUAAAUUUGCCUUACUUUAGUCUUAGACCGAGGGCUUCAUGUGACACUCAAUUUGUUCCAGUCUUAAAAAAUAUUUCUACUUAAAAAUAAAAAAUGUAUUUUCUAAAUCUUUAAAUCCUAUUGCCUUUAUUCAGAGUUCUGUUUUUUGUUCUUGUGAAUCACGUAUGGCACGGCAGGACGUGCAUUUUGGUCAAAGGCACAACCCGAUGCAUUGUAAGGUUAUAAUUGAUGAUGAUGCAUUUACAACAAUCUGAAAACACUACAAUCUCCCUUUAAUAA